Gigantopelta aegis is the source of this 528-nucleotide messenger RNA. RefSeq names its product notch homolog 2 N-terminal-like protein C. NCBI's taxonomy places the organism in Eukaryota, Metazoa, Mollusca, Gastropoda, Neomphalida, Peltospiridae. The transcript is spliced from 5 exons. Gene Ontology annotation, molecular function: calcium ion binding. The coding region runs from base 172 to 483 and encodes 103 amino acids. The record is from RefSeq and is a predicted model, not a curated record.
GAAAACGCACGAGAAUGUCCGAAGUUUGUCAGAUUACGAAAACGUCCCAAUGCUUAUCUUAGCAGUGACUGGUUUGUUUGUGAGAUAUUCACACGUGUUAACUAACCCACACAAUACCCAGGUCCCAUUUACCAGUCGGGUUGUUCUGAUACACACCACAGAGACACGACAAUGUUUUCCACUAAUUUAGUUUAUGUAGUAUUCUGCAUGACAGCGGCAGUAUAUUUAGCUGAAGCAAAUACACAUGACUGCUCUACGACACACUGUCCGUCCCAUCAGACAUGUAUCCUGCAAGUCGUGCUGUGUAAACGGGCCCCCUGCCCGCCGAUCAGCCAGUGUGUUGAUAUGACCGAAUACAUCUGUUACAUACACAAGCCGUGUCUGAACGGCGGGAAGUGUCACAACACGAGGGAUGGCGGGUACGUGUGCACGUGCGCGGCAGGAUUCACGGGAGAAUCGUGCCAAAACAGCAUCGUGGGUUAAAAAAGAAACCCGGAUUUAAGAAACUAUUGUUAAAAAAGAAGUAAA